AUGGCACAGAGCGAACCGGAUAAAGUCGAGAAAGAGCAACCGCAAAGUGAAGCAAUUAGCACUGGAUACGACAAGGAAAUACCUCAAAGUGAACCGAAUAAAAAUUUGCCACAAAACGAAAAUUUGAUCAAAAAUGAUAAACAAGCGCUGCAAAACGAACAAAAUGCGAUUAAGGAGAACAAAGCGAUCAGCGAGAAUGAACUUAAUGAAAUUAUGCUGAAGGAACGAGCGCAUUUAUUUACACGGCGUGAAGGUUUCUCGUAUCAUUAUGUGCAUAUUGAGUGGCGUAAAGGAAUCCGAUUCGGUCUCGUCAUUAAAGCUUAUGAACAGUAUAUUCUCGUUUGUAAACUCGAUCCGUCGUCGUUGUCUUCCGAAAAACUGAGGAUUGGUGAUCGUUUAAUAGACGUUGACGGUAAACCAGUAACCAAUAGAACCGAUGCAAAGAGAGAGCUUGUGAAUGCAAUUAAGAACAACAGAAAA
This is a messenger RNA of Anisakis simplex (herring worm), 480 nucleotides long. The record is from the annotation of a GenBank genome assembly. NCBI's taxonomy places the organism in Eukaryota, Metazoa, Nematoda, Chromadorea, Rhabditida, Anisakidae.